AUGGGCUUUGGAUUCCUCACAAUGACCAAGAAAGAAGGAGCUGAGCUGGAGACUCCUGUGGAUGUCUUUGUGCAUCAGAGCAAGCUGUACAUGGACGGUUUCCGCAGCCUUAAGGAGGGGGAGUCUGUGGAAUUCACAUUCAAGAAAUCAUCAAAAGGCUUGGAGUCCACCCGAGUAACAGGGCCAGGGGGUACCCCAUGCAUUGGAAGUGAGAGGCGACCAAAAGUAAAAGGGCAGCAGAAAAGGAAGCCUAAAGGAGAUAGAUGUUAUAACUGUGGAGGACUUGAUCACCAUGCCAAGGAAUGUAAUUUGCCACCACAGCCCAAGAAAUGCCAUUUCUGCCAAAGUACUAGCCACAUGGUGGCACAGUGCCCAGAGAAGGCUGCACAGUCAGCCAUCUCUCCAGGAAAACCUGCCAAUGAGGAGUUGAUCCCUACAGCUGCAGAAUAG
Molecule: messenger RNA, 450 nt
Organism: Staurois parvus
Lineage: Eukaryota; Metazoa; Chordata; Amphibia; Anura; Ranidae
Source: the annotation of a GenBank genome assembly